CCACAAUUUGUCUCCCAAAUGAAAUUCUCAGACAACACAAAAUAAAUAAAUAAAAAUGCAAAUCCCUUCAGCCCUUUAUGUUCUUCCUCCUUUAGCAAUCUUCAUUUUGACCAUCAGAAACGUGUUCCAAUUCCUUCAUCGGUCUAUUAUGUUCAAAACUAUUUGUCAAAUAGCUUCCCAGUUGAAAUGGGCUUGGGAUUUCCUUCUUCACCAGUCCUUCUUUCAGCAGUAUUCCGGUGUCAACAUGCUGCAAAAUCUUGAUGAAUUCAGUGGAACGCGUAUCGGGCCGCAAAAUAUGACUGAUUCUAUGGAUCCAGUGGAAUGUUCAAUUUGCCUAUGUAAUAUUGAUGAAGAAGAUGAAGUUAGAGAGCUGAUUAAUUGCAAACAUGUUUUCCACAGAGUUUGUUUGGAUAGGUGGGUUGGAUAUGGGCACUGGACAUGCCCUUUAUGUCGGAAUUAUUUGAAGAUUCCUAGAAUCGCUGCUGAGGUUUAUGAACAAGAAAUAUUAGUGUUUGAUUUCUGUUCUGUUAGAUCAAGCAAUCGCUGCACAUGGUGGCUACGUUAAUGUUGUAGUGCACGUUUGGUACGUCGUAUUAAAUAUGAUUAGCAAUGCUUAUUUGUGAAAUGCUGCAAUCCUUGUUAGUAAAGAUGUUAAUAUUUUGUAUCCGGGUCUAAUAUGAAAUAAUUUGAAUAUAAAUAUAUUCCUAUUCAAUCA
This is a messenger RNA of Olea europaea var. sylvestris, 715 nucleotides long. Its product is annotated as RING-H2 finger protein ATL29-like. The record is from RefSeq and is a predicted model, not a curated record. Gene Ontology annotation, biological process: protein ubiquitination. The transcript has a single exon. The coding region runs from base 56 to 565 and encodes 169 amino acids. NCBI's taxonomy places the organism in Eukaryota, Viridiplantae, Streptophyta, Magnoliopsida, Lamiales, Oleaceae. Gene Ontology annotation, molecular function: ubiquitin protein ligase activity.